CAGAUUAGAUGUUAUCGCCAUACAAAAUGGGAACAGCACUUCUAUAAGAUUAAUUACAUGUUAUUAAUACUCAUAAGCAGGGCUAGAAACUGCUUGUCAUUAGUGAAAAAUGUUUUUGUUGUUUACAUUGCUGGUAACUAGUAUUCUUUUGCUUUCUUCCCAUGGCUUCAACUUGGAUACAAAUCACCCCAUAAUGUAUGAAGAUCCAUUGAAAGGGACAGGAGCAAGGGGCAGCUAUUUUGGCUUCACUGUGUUACUUCAUUCAGGAAUCAAGCCUUGGGUUCAGAUUGGUGCCCCUCGUGGUAAUGAUACCAAGCUGUAUCCUGGUGUCAUAGAACCAGGUGUGGUGUUCAGAUGUCCUAUUGCAGAAUCAUGUGAUGCAGUAAAGUUUGAUACUGCUCAAAAUGAAAAGGAAUAUGGAAAAGGAAAAUUGAAAUACCAAGAACAAAAAAAUGCAGCUUGGAUUGGAGGAGCAAUGGAUAUCCGAGAAGAGGAAGGGGAUGUUGUUGUGUGUGGUCAUCGGUGGAGAAAUACAUACAAGAGGACUUCAAUUGAUUUCAUGAUUGGUGUAUGUUACUGCUCAAAAAUAGAGCAGAAUAUUUCAUCUGCUAAUGGUGUCUACAAAUUAUUGCCUCUGCUUAAUCAAGAUAUGUAUACUGCUCUUGUGAAUAAGCAGCAUGUAGCGAACUAUGCGGUGGGUCAAGCAGGGAUGUCUGUUCACUUCCCUUCACAUAAGCCACAGAAUAGGUCAGAACUACUGAUUGGUGCACCUGGAGUAUAUCUUUCUAGAGGAGCAUCUAUUCAUUAUGCAGUAUUUCAAGCAACAGACUGGAGUGUGACUGAGCAAGAUACUGUAAAUAUAAGAGGAUUUUCCAAAAUGAAAUAUUUUGGUUAUCAAGUCAGUUCUGGAGAGUUCUUUCAUGGCAAAAGGUUCUAUGUAGCUAGUGGCCCUCAAGGUGCAGAUAACAAGGGGAGUGUAUAUAUUUAUAGAAAAGAAGUGGGUGUACCAUAUAUGGUAAAGAAGACUUUGGUUGGGGAAAAGGUUGGUGAGUUUUUUGGAGGAAGCCUUGCAGUAGCAGAUGUUAAUGGUGAUGGUCUGGAUGAUCUGAUAGUUGGAGCACCCAUGUACACCAUUUCACAUGAUGAGGGCCGAAUUUAUGUCUUUAUAGCAAAUUCACAGUCUACAAUGUUUAGUAAAGCACAGAAGAUUGAUGGCAGAAACCAGGGUGCUCGAUUUGGAACUGCAGUUGUUGCAGUGGGUGAUCUGGACAAGGAUAAAUUUGCUGAUAUUGCAGUGGGUGCACCUUAUGAAAAUGGCAAUAUUGGAUCUAUCUACAUCUACAGUGGUAGUACUUUGGGUCUAACACUAACUCAGAAAAUUAUGGCACAAGAUAUAUCUUCAAACCUUAGAGGAUUUGGUAUCAGCAUUGCUCGAGGAGCUGACAUUGAUAUGAAUAAGUAUGUUGAUAUUGCAGUUGGUGCAUUUCAGUCUGGACAUGUGGUUUUAUUCAGGGCGUACCCUGUGGUUUAUUUUCAAACAACAGUUCAUACUGACGUCCAUCAACUCCAUGGAAAUGAGACAUAUUUCAAUAUUACUGUGUGCCUUUCUUACAUAGGAAAGGAUGUUCCCAGUUCUCUUAAUGUAACUAGGGAAAUUAUAUUAGAUGAAAAGCUCCAUAGAGCCUCUAUUUCAGGUGUAAACAAACCUUACAGACAUUCUGUUAUUGUUCCUGACAGUGGAAGAUGUGAAGCCUUCAGAAUUUACUUGAAAAGGGCACAUUUAGAACAGCACCUUCUUGAGCCUAUCAGUAUAAGGGUGAGUCAGAAACUGAUCAGAAGUGAAGAAAUUAAAACAUUGCUCUUGGUUGGAAGAAAUAUUUCACAGGAGCAGGAUACAUUCAAGAAAUAUAUUCCUGUUGUAAAUGAAAAGCAGUCCAUCAGCCAUAUGCAGAUAAACAUACCCUUUGCAACUGGUUGUGGUGAGGACAAUAUUUGCAUCUCUGAAUUACAUCUGAAGUCCAGCUUCUCAAGUUUAAUAUCUGGAACUUUUGUAAUCGGGUCAAAAUCAGAGUUGGAGCUAAAAAUUGGUUUAGUUAAUACUGGGGAACCUGCAUAUAUGGCUGGUGUCAACAUAACUAUACCUUUCCCCGUAGAACUUGCUAAAGGUCACAUGGACUGUCAAGAAAGCUCUUUGCUACAUGGUUUGCAGUUGAAUUGCUAUCUUGGCAAUCCUCUCAGGUCUGGAAACCAAAAAGAGUUGACAGUGCAUCUGGAUAUGAGUGGUGUAAAAGUUGGAACAGAGUAUCUCACAUUUAACAUUUCAGCUUACACCAAAAGUAAAGACAAGAAUUUGCAUGAGAAUUUUCAACAGCUGCACCUUAAUUUAACCACGGAUGCCAAUAUCAGUAUUCUUGGGAAGUCAGAAGAAGAUGUAUACUCUUACUUCAAAGCAAAUGAAAUGAAGUUUAAACAGAUAUAUGAGGUGCAGAAAGUUGGAUUGAGUUCAGUUGAUGUUGCAGAAAUUGAUAUCAGCAUUCCAGUACAAUGGUUUGAACCAAACAGAAAAAAAAUUAAUCUCUUGGAAUUGUACAGCCCAAAGGCAUAUCUUAAUGGACAACCAUUAUCGUGCUCUUCAAGUAUUCGAUUUCACUCAGAAGAUGAUGUACAAGAUGAAGACAUUCUUGAUGAUGAAUCAAAACCUGAUAUGCAGAAUCAAGAAAGCCAGGAGACAAGAGACUUGUCAAAGAUUCAAAAUGAGGCAAAAGGAUACCAACCACCAGCAAACCGUACUUUAUUUCUGAAUUGUUCCACUCCAAAUGUUGUGUGUAAUACUGUAAAAUGCACGGCUGGCCCUUUUGAGAGCACCCCCCAGUCUUCAGCUGUAAUAGCAAUAAUGAUGACCUUAAAAAUCAGUGAUCUAGGCACACUUAUGGGCAAGAAGGAUAUUGUUCACCUGACUACAAGUGGUUCAGUUACUAUCAAGAAACCUGAAAAUUUGAAUUUCAUAGCAGGGAACCAUUCAGUAACAGUAUCUUCCAUUUUCAUUGGAAAUGUCCAAAAGGAAGUAGUAGCCACAUGGAUCAUUGCAUUGGCUAUCAUAGCUGGUAUCCUCCUCCUUAUGUUGCUCGUGAUAGGUUUGAUGAAGGCUGGAUUCUUUGAGAGAAGAAAGAAAGAAGAGUUAAAGGCUUUGAAGGCUGUUGAUGUGGGUGUUGUUGCUGAUGUUUGGCAUGGUUGACUACUAUGACUCUGAAGAUGGACGUAGCAUGUACUUCUAAAAUGUGGGCAGCAUUGCCGCCAGUGACACAAUGUAGCAACCCAAGAACAGAAUUAACUUCAACAACUUAUCUGCAUUCUAACCACAAAUCUCAUUAAUGUAAUAGCAUUUAUGCUAACAGAAUUAAAAUUAUUAGUACCAAACAUUUUAUCAAAACUUCUUACAGUUUUUACAUCAUAAGCUCAUAACUGUAAAAAUAAACUCUUGUAAAAAGAGAAGUUUUGUUUUUAGUAUGGUGGAACUACAGGUAUUUCACACAGUAACUGGUGGGAUGCAACAUGCAGAAAGUUGAAAAUUACUGUCCCACACAGUACCCAAGCCAUAUUAGGAACAUGUCUGAAUAUAUCAGCUGCUUAGUGCAAUGUCUAGUCUUUUAGAUCACAAAGUGUAAAUGUGAGAUUUGAGGUUCUCAUGGUGGUGAAUAUGAACAUUGUAUUCUUCUGGGAUGUGAUGUGGUGCAGUCUGGUAUGAAGGCACCAAUGUUGCGAAAGAAGCUGUAGCCUCCAUCUUCAGUGUUGAAGAGUGAUUCUUCUGCUCUGAAAAUGGAGAUAGCAGGUUCCUCCUCUUGUCAUAUUUGAAUCUCAUUUUACCCUUCUUCUCUUGUGCUUCCCCCUCACCCUGUCUCUCUUCUCCCAGUCUGCCAUUGAAAAAUGGCUCUUUAAAGAGACACUGUUCUUUACUCUUCUCCUUCCUUUCACUUCCUGUUGGCUCACUCACACCAAUUUUUUCUCUCUCUCUCUCUUUUGCAGUUCUUCAUUCCUCCCACUCUGCACUAUGAAUCAUCUCUUGUUACUGCUUUAUCUUUUAUUCUAUGUUGUGUAGUCUAUUGAAAAUCAACUGACACUUUGGAGGAACAUGUCACCUCCAUCCUUUGGACAAGCUCUGCUUUA
Messenger RNA from Cryptotermes secundus, 4164 nucleotides. RefSeq names its product integrin alpha-9. The transcript is spliced from 24 exons. Gene Ontology annotation, molecular function: integrin binding. Gene Ontology annotation, biological process: cell-cell adhesion; cell-matrix adhesion; cell adhesion mediated by integrin. The coding region runs from base 110 to 3235 and encodes 1041 amino acids. NCBI's taxonomy places the organism in Eukaryota, Metazoa, Arthropoda, Insecta, Blattodea, Kalotermitidae. The record is from RefSeq and is a predicted model, not a curated record. Gene Ontology annotation, cellular component: integrin complex; external side of plasma membrane.